AUGGCGAGCACCGUAGCUGACGACAAAGUAGUGGACGCCUCGAGCUUGGAGAAGGGCCCGGUCGACACCUCCUCAGAGAAGUCAGACCGUUAUGCAUUCGACGCCGCGGACCUCGAUCGCGUGCAGCGAAGGCUCAGCCAGCGACACAUACAAAUGAUUGCUAUAGCCGGCACUAUCGGUGCUGAUUCAUCGCCGAAGUCAGGCUCUGGCCAUGCUUUGGCUGGUGCGGGUCCUUUGGGAGCACUACUGGCGUACGCUCUCGUUGGAACAACUGCGUAUUCAACGCUGUGUUCCUUAGGGGAGAUGACGUCGCACGCACCCGUCUCUGGGACAUUCCCUCACUAUGCUGCACGUUGGGUUGAUCCUGCCUUAGGGUUCACGGUUGGAUGGAAUUACUACUGGUCGAACGCUAUCGCCACACCGGCUGAGAUCUCCGCUGCCACGAUUCUGCUCACGUUUUGGGAUGAUUCAGUACGUGCGAAUCGUGAACGCUCCAUCAGCCACCAGUAUGUAUACACCGCCGUUUUGGUCGCUGCGAUCAUCGCCAUGAAUUUCAUUGGUGUUCGCUGGUAUGGGGAAAGCGAAUUCAUGUUCUCCAUUCUGAAACUGCUUCUCAUCACUGGCCUCAUCAUCUUGGGUCUUGUCAUCGACCUCGGAGGGGCGCCCGACCACGAUCGUCGAGGUUUCCGGUUCUGGGACGACCCAGGCCCAUUCGCGAGGGCGGGGCUGGUGAGCAAUCCCAAUACCGACAAGUUCUUGGGUUUUCUGUCGGUCAUCGUCCAAGCGGCAUUCUCUUUCCAAGGGAUGGAGCUUGUCGCCGUCGCAGCUGCGGAGACCGAGAGCCCGCGCAGGAACAUCGCCACUGCGGUCAGGCGGGUCUUUUACCGUGUCGUGAUCUUCUAUAUUUUGGGAGUUUUGAUCACGGGCAUGAUUGUACCCUCGAAUGACCCUACUCUCCUCCACUCGACCGGGACUGCUGCCGAAUCCCCGUAUGUCAUCGCGAUGCGACUUGCUAGCAUCAAGGUCCUGCCGUCCAUCGUCAACGCCGUCAUCUUCACCUCGGCGUUCUCAGCCGGAUCCUCUUACCUCUAUUGCAGUGCACGUAUCCUGUACGGGCUCGGACUCCGCAGGCAAGCGCCGAAAAUCGUCACCUACUGUGCCCCGAACGGCGUCCCCGUCGUCUCGGUCGCCAUCACGUCGGCAUUCGCGUUCCUCGCUUUCAUGAACGCCAGCUCCGGGGCGGCUACGGUGUUUUCCUGGCUCGUGAACCUGACCACCGUCGGCGGAUUCUUCUCCUGGGGCGUCAUGUGUUUGACUUACAUCUAUUUCCAUCGAGGGAUGAAGGUGCAGGGCAUCGAUCGCACGCAACUCGUAUAUCACAAUCGGCUGCAGCCUUACAUUGCCUGGUGGGGUCUGAUCUGGAACGUCAUCUUCAUCCUCAUCAACGGGUUCGAGGUUUUCUGGUCGUUCAACGCGUCCGAUUUCCUUACCGCAUACAUCAACAUCCCGAUAUUCUUCGGUCUAUACUUCUUCUGGAAAAUUUGGAAGAAGACCAAAUUCUGGAAGCCUGAAGAAAUGGAUUUUGUCACCGGCAUCCCUUCAAUAGAAGAGACGGAAACCCCGCUAGAGCCUGCACACACACUGGCACAAAAAAUCGCGUCGAAAAUAUUCUAA
Messenger RNA from Punctularia strigosozonata HHB-11173 SS5, 1674 nucleotides. Its product is annotated as general APC amino acid permease. Gene Ontology annotation, cellular component: membrane. The record is from RefSeq and is a predicted model, not a curated record. The coding region runs from base 1 to 1674 and encodes 557 amino acids. The transcript is spliced from 11 exons. Gene Ontology annotation, biological process: amino acid transmembrane transport. Gene Ontology annotation, molecular function: amino acid transmembrane transporter activity. Lineage: Eukaryota; Fungi; Basidiomycota; Agaricomycetes; Corticiales; Punctulariaceae.